GCGCGCAGGUUUGAACAGACAGCUGCUACCGGAACAGGGCGAGCUGUGGGAGGAACUGAGUUUUGCGUAUUGUUCGACAAUGUAAAAUAGCACAUAUUAUAUUGAAAAAUAAACUUGGCUUACAAGGGACAACUUUUAACAACAGUCCCUUCUGAUUGUGGUUAUACUGUACAUCAUAGAAAUGGCUGCAAAGCAGGGUGAUCGAGGUCGAAUAUUGCUGCUGGAAGAAGAAGUAAAAAACCUCACCGAAGAGCUCGUUCAAUGUCAGGCCGAUAAGGAGUUUGUGUGGUCCUUAUGGAAACGCCUUCAAGUCGCCAACCCAGACCUGACCCAGGCCGUGAGCUUGGUUGUGGAGAGAGAGAAGCAGAAAGCUGAAGCCAAAGACCGGAAGGUAUUGGAGAUUCUGCAAGUUAAAGACAAUAAAAUACAGGAGUUGGAGCAGAAAGUGACAGGGCAGCAACAAGAAAUAAACAACCUUCUUCAGAGAAAGAUAGCUGUGGAUGAAGAGAAAGGCUUAAUGAAGAAAGAUCUGACUGCUUUGCGACAGAAAUUGGAGGAUAAAAGUCAAGAACAUAAGGAUUUUAAGGAGAGAGCGAAAAAGAAGGAGGAGGAGCAGCGGCGUGUUGUGAGGAAUCUGGAGGAGGGAAAGGAAGGAUUAAACACACGCUGCUCUGACCUGCUAAGUGACCUGGAGAAACUGCAGAAGCAGGCGGCCCAGUGGAAACAGGAGAAGUCUGGCAUCGACUCCAAAGUCAAGGUGUUAGAAGAUGACGUUAAAGAAUACAGAAAGCAGGUUGAAGAGAUGCACAACAAGUGCAACGAUCUGGCUGCUCAGCUUUCAUUCAAAGAAACUGAACUGGUACAAAAAGAAGCAGAUGUGACCAGACUCAGGAAGGAGCUGCAGGAGCUUCAGAACCUCUAUAAACAGAGUACCGAGCAUGCGGCCCAGCAAGCAGAGAUCAUCCAGCAGCUCGAGGGCCUCAAUCUGGACACGCAGAAGGUGCUGCGCAACCAGGAAGAUGCGCACACCACCGAAACUAUAUCCUGCCAAAGGCUGUACAAUGAUCUGAGCAUGCGGUAUGAAGCCUUAAAAACCAGCGAGAUGCAGCUGCGUCAAAGCCACAUUGCCUUGACAGCACAGUUGCACCAAAAGGAGCAACAUAUCAGCCAUUUACAAGCCAGGUUGCAGCAAGCUUUGGUCACGGCUCAUCAUCAGGCAAAGCAGACAAAUGCCAAGCAUCUGGAGGAGCACCAGCAUGUAUCCAUAGGAGAGCUGGAGUCCUUGGUUGCUGCACAGAGGGCUGAGCUGAACCAGCUGAGGGAGGAGCUGGAGACAGCCAACGCCAAGCUAGUUGCUCUCAAUCCUGUCAGCAGGGAUGGGCAAGACAGCCGCACGUUGAGAGAUGAAAGGAGACGCAAGGAUCCACCUGUGAAGCGUUCAAGGUCUCUGUCCCCGAUGAACUGUGCCGGUGUUGCCGAGGAAAAGAUGAGACUCAGAAUAGCCGAGAGUAAGAUCCGCAACUUGGAAGAGCUUGUCAAGUUAAAGACCCAAGAAAGCGAGGAACUGAAGAAAGCACACGAUAAGCGUCACCAACGCCUGCGACUCAUACAGACCAACUAUAGGACUGUCAAAGAGCAACUGAAAGAGAUGGAGAGCAUGCUGGGCAAGACUAGAGGCGGCAGCCGAAGUCUGCGUGCUGAGCCCUGGCAGCUGAGACAGGAGAACAGCGAUGCUGUCUGGAAUGAGCUGGCGUACUUCAAACGAGAACACAAGAAGCUGCUAACUGAAAAAGCCAACCUAGAAGAGGAGCUGGAUGUGCUGAGAGUACAUUCGGCGCUGGACAAGGCUACUGUUCAGGAGCUCCGAGUAUGUCUUCAGCAUGAGCACCAUGAGCUUCUCUUCAGACUGGAGGAGGAUGGUGGGGUCAAGAGCAGCACUCCCAAAAAGGAGGACAAAGACAGAAUGGAACAGUCAUUACAAAAGAUUAGCCAUCUGGAGAAGAAGAUGAGAGCGCUGGAGAGGGAGACACAGAGGCUGUCGGUGGCCAACGAGGAGCUGACCCGGGCGCGAGACGGACUGCAGGUCUCCCUGGCCCGGCUGCGCCGGCAGGGGGAGGCCAGGGAGGCGGCGGUGGCGGCGCAGGCCAGGGGGGAGCGGGAGCAGCUGCAGGCCACCGUAGCCGAGCUGGAGAAGCGAGUGGCCGCCCUGAGGGGGCAAGUGGCCGACGCUAACGAGCUGAGGAGGGAGCGCAGCCGCCUGACGAGGCAGGUGGAGGAGCUCCGGCGGGAGCGGGCCGCCGCGCGGCGCUCGGGCAGCAGGGCAGGAGGCUCCAAGGUUAAAUUCAAAGCAGCCCGGGCCAAACACUCACUCCGACGGAGGCGAGCGUUCCUCAGUCAGUCCAUCAAAGAAAUGAGCAGCAUAUUCGAGAACUUCAAUAAGGACGACUGGGAGGACAUGAGCCGAGACAGUGACAGUGAAGAGGGAUGCUCGGAGAGCCUGGAUGAGCUGCUCACAGGACCCGCAGCGUGCAGAUUCCCUUCCCGGGAGACAGAUGACACUCUGAGCACCAGCAAAGAAAGCGACGUUCCGCAAGACCCCAUACCGGCCCCACAGAGUUCUCAUCUGAAGCACUGUCCUUUUAAGGAAUGUGAUAGUACUGAAAUCCAAAAGAAAAAUAUAAUCACACAGGUGAGCAGGCAGCCCACAACUAAUGCACGACAAGAAACACACAAAGGUAAACACAAGAAGAAGAAGACUGGGGCCCAGAAGAGAGCUUUCUCACUGGCACUUCAGCAGCGGAUCAUAUCUCUACAGCAGCAGAUAGCUGUUCUACAAACUGGGAAGAGAGCAGCUCAGAACUCCGCCAGGGAGCUGAGAGAAACCAACAAGAAGAUAACAUCCCAAUUGAACUUGCUAACCCAGAGAUUUCAGAUCAGCAAGCAGGUUUCACAGAAACUGACCUCUGACUUCGCAGAGCUUCAGCAGCAGAAGGAAGUGUUGGAGAGAGAGGUGGAGCAGAUGAAACAACAGCAGGCCCAGACAGUCAGGGCAACACCAGAGCAGCCCCCUCUGACCCCUGGGCCCAAGGAAGACCCCCCUGGCCCCUCACCCAAGCACUCGGAAAUGGAAAUAAAACAGCUCCAGAACAAGCUAAAGAAUGCUUCUAAUGAGAUAGCAAAGCACACAUCUGCCAGUAAAGCCUUGAGAGCAGACUUGCAGGAGAAGGAAGAGCAGAUCGGGGAACUGCAAGAGAAGGUUUCUCGUACGGAAAGAGACAUCAACAUGAAGAGGCAGCUAAUUGAAGAUCUGAAAUCCAGAUUAAAGUUACUUCAGGAAAAUGAAAAGACCCACAAAGACCUCAUAGAAGAAUUGGAGAAAAAAGUGAAGACUCUGUCUGAAGAUGCAUCCAACAGAAAGACCUUCAUUGAUUCCCUGAAGCAGAGGCUCAACGUAGUCACCAAAGAAAAGAAUCAACAUGACAUGACCUGUCUCAAGCUGAGGGAAGAGCUAGAAAAGAAGAACCAGAAAGUGCAGGACCUGCAAUCCAGGGUGGCAGAGUCUGAGAUUGCCCUGACAGAGCUGGAGGAGACAGCCUCGCAGCAGAUGCACGGGCUGGCCUUGCAGAGCGGACAGGCCCUGGAGGGUGUGCAGAGGAAACUGGGGCUCGCCAACAGACAGCUGGAGGAGCUGGUCAGCUUCAUCAAGGCUCUGGCAACAGAGAUACUCAGGGAUGUACAAGGCACAAAGGCCCAGCUUAGGAGAAGGAAGAAGAAGCCGUCAGCCACAGGAGGACUUUCUAAGGAGUCCAUUUGCAGAGCUCAGUCUAUCGCAGCAUCCAUUCUGAACAUCUCUGAGGCAGAUGUGGAGGACAUGCUGAAAACAGACGAUGAAGAAACUGAAGAGGCCAAAAUAGAAAGAAGAAAAGACCAGGACUGGCUGGAUCAUAUUGCAAACAUCCUCCAGCAGCAGAUUCCUCUUGCAACACUUUUAAUGGAGGCCGUGCUUGCAAAGAUGAAGGAAAAGAAAAUGCUGACAGAAGAACUGGCAUCACUCAAAGAAGUCAGCGAAAAAGCCUGACUCCAGGCUGCUUUGUGUUCCACUAAAAUCUGUCAUCCAUUUCAAGUGUUUUAUUGUGCCACGAAUCAUUUUCACUCAAGUGUAGGUUUUUAUUUUACAGCUUGUGGUGCAUCAAUAUUUGUACAAAAGCACAACAUUCUUAAUAAUGACCUGUUGCUUUAAUGGGUGGGAAGCUGACAAAAUUAGCACUUGCAUUCAUUCAACAGUUCACUGGAGACCUAGAGGCAUGUUUUGUAAAUAUGCAUCUAAUACAUCAGCUAUUCUGAGCUCUAAUACCCUUUAGCCAUUUAUUAAUUUACUGACUUUUUUAUACAAUGUGAACCUCAGGUAAUAAAGCAGAAGCUUAUUCCUUUUUUGUUUUUUGAGAUUUAAAUUUUUCAAACAGCUUGACAAGGCUGACUCUUACCCAUGAGGACAAGGGUGGUGUUGACAUUGCAGGCAUUAUUAUGCCUUUCAGAAUGCCCCCCAGUGUCAUAUGCAGAAUUGCUUCUUUGGGAUUUGUUAUCUGUUUCUCUAGUAACAACACUUACGUUUAUUCCUCUGUUGAUGUCAUUUGUGCCCUUUGACUUAAUUACUGAAAAGAACUGAAGUUCAUCAUACCUUCUUUGCUUACAGAUAACGUUGUUCAUACAGCUCACUGCAUUCUUCAAGCACUGAAGCAAUAAAAGCUUUUUUCUGCUUGUAAAAAUUA
This is a messenger RNA of Lepisosteus oculatus (spotted gar), 4769 nucleotides long. The record is from RefSeq and is a predicted model, not a curated record. Lineage: Eukaryota; Metazoa; Chordata; Actinopteri; Semionotiformes; Lepisosteidae.